Messenger RNA from Sesamum indicum (sesame), 1221 nucleotides. RefSeq names its product NAC domain containing protein 83 (gene NAC083). Gene Ontology annotation, biological process: regulation of DNA-templated transcription. The record is from RefSeq and is a predicted model, not a curated record. Gene Ontology annotation, molecular function: DNA binding. NCBI's taxonomy places the organism in Eukaryota, Viridiplantae, Streptophyta, Magnoliopsida, Lamiales, Pedaliaceae.
UCUCUUCUUGUUCUUGUACUCUCUUGUUCUUGUGAUUUUUUCUUGUUUAUUUUAAUAUAAAAAGAAGGUAUAAGAUUUCUUGAUAUAUAUAUAUAUGUGGGUGUAUGUAUAGAUGAGUGUGUGUUGUGUGUGUUUUCUCCUCAACUUUUGAUGGGCUUAUAAUUAGAGGAGGAGUGCAUAUGACUUUCAAGAACUCAGAACAAAGUUGUUGAUUUUGAGUCACUUUUUUACUUCUUUUUUUUUAAUUUUAUUUUAAUAAUAUCUCUGCUUUUACAAAGAGAUGGAGAGACUGAACCUCAUGAGAAAUGGGGUGCUAAGAUUGCCACCUGGGUUCAGAUUUCACCCCACUGAUGAAGAGCUGGUGGUACAAUACUUGAAGCGUAAGGUACUCUCCUGUCCACUCCCAGCUUCCAUCAUCCCAGAGGUUGAUGUCUGCAAGUCUGAUCCUUGGGAUUUGCCAGGGGAUUCAGACCAGGAGAGGUACUUCUUCAGCACCAGGGAGGUGAAGUACCCAAACGGGAAUCGGUCGAACCGGGCCACAGGCUCGGGCUACUGGAAAGCAACUGGUUUAGACAAGCAAAUCGUGAGCUCCAGAACCCACCAAAUCGUGGGGAUGAAAAAGACUCUGGUUUUCUACAGAGGGAAGCCCCCAAAGGGCGCCAGAACCGACUGGAUCAUGCAUGAGUACCGCCUCAUUACUGCAGAAAAACCGGCCCAGGAGAAUUGGGUUCUCUGCAGAAUAUUUUUGAAGAGGAGGAGCAGCAGCAAGAACGAGGAAGAGGCUGCAGCGACCGAGAACGGCGGGGCGGCGCCGGUUUUCUACGACUUCAUGGCUAAGGAGAGGGCUGAUUUAAAUCUCCUCCCGGCCAACUCGUCUUCCGGUUCAAGUGGGAUCACAGAGAUUUCGAACAGAAACGAGUCGGAUGAUCAUGAAGAAAGCAGUAGUUGCAAUAGUUUCAUCGCCAGUCUUAGAAGGAAUAAAUGCCCUUGAAAUGGAAACAAAAACACCAUGUAUAGACAGACCACUUGUACUAAUCUAGAUUUCAGCCAAUCACUCCCUAUGAUCAAAAUGCAGAGAACAAAAGAGGGUAAAAAAACCGGAGUUUUUUUUUUUCUUAAUUCUCAGCAAUUUUAAGAAAGUCAAGAAGGAUAUGGGAAGAUCAUUAUCUGUACUAAACACCAAAUUUCAGAGUAAUUUUGUGAUGAUUUUGUCAUGAUCAA